GGGUGCUGUACAACACUCGGCCCGCCUCUCUGGUCUAUACAUAGGCGAGGUGAGUUGUCUUUCGGGUUGAAUGUGGGUGUGGUCGAGGUCGAAACUCAUCCCGGGUGACUAUUCACCCCGCAAACUCACCCAGGUCGAGUAGUUCAGCUCUGCUCAAAGACAAAAACACAGGAAAUCGGCGAAAAGGGGCUGAUAUCCUUCCCGUGAUUUCUUUUCUGCGAUCAUUGAAGAUCCUCGUCAACGCCAAGGCUGUACAUCGUAGUCGUAGUCAUUAGGCAGUGGUGGUGGCGAGUCUGUGGUAGGCUUGGAGAGAGAGAGAGAGAGAGAGAGAAUGGGAAUGGCGGAAGAUUUGACAGCGCUGCGGGCUGCUGUUGAGGCCGAUCAAGAGGAUGUGGCGAGGGCAGGAGACACUGUGAGGGAACUGAAAGCUCGAUUGGCCACGGAAGGAGCAUCUGCGGCCGGUAAAGCUGCCAUAGACGAGGCGAUCGAGCAGUUGAAGAGAUGCAAGAUUCGACUGGAAGAAUCUAUGAAGCAGUACACGUUGAAGUCCGGCGGGGCUAAAGGUGACUCGGCGAAUCGUGAGGCGUUUAACGAGGCUGUGAAUAAUGCUUUGAGGCGCCGUUUGUUUUACAUUCCAGCGUUUGAAAUUUAUGGCGGCGUUGCCGGUCUAUACGACUACGGUCCCCCUGGGUGCGCCGUCAAGACGAACGUGCUUCGCUUCUGGCGGCAGCACUUCGUCCUGGAGGAGAAUAUGCUGGAGGUAGAUUGCCCGAGCGUCACACCGAGGGUAGUGCUACAGGCUUCAGGACAUGUCGAGAAGUUUACCGAUUUGAUGGUGAAGGACGUGGUGAAGCACACGUGUUAUCGUGCCGAUCAUCUGUUGAAGGACCACAUCGAGAAGCUGAUCGAGAAGGACCCGUUGAUGGACUUAAAGAGGAAGGACGAGUUAAAAACCAUUCUUGUACGUGUUGAUGAACUGACGGAAAAGGAGUUGGGUUCACAAAUCAAGGCGUUUGGCAUCAAAGCUCCGGAGACGGGAAAUGACCUGUCCGAUCCGUACGCAUUCAACCUUAUGUUGGACAAGCCUUCCGCAACGAGGUAUGUGACCGUAUAUAUGGCCAUUUCCCCGCGAGCUGGUCUUCUCCGUGUACGCGAGUUUACACUGGCUGAAAUUGAGCAUUUUGUGCAUCCUGACAACAAGUCACAUCCAAAGUUCGCGAAUGUUGCUGAUCUCAAGUUCCAGUUGUAUCCUCGCGCAGAGCAGCUGGGCCCGAAGGAAACGGUGAUCAUAUCACUUGGUGAUGCUGUGAAAACGGGUACUAUCAACAAUGAGACACUUGGGUACUUCAUCGGGAGGACGUAUCUCUUCCUGACGGAGCUUGGUAUUGAUAAAGCGAAGCUUCGGUUCCGACAACACUUGCAGCAUGAAAUGGCGCAUUAUGCAACUGACUGCUGGGAUGCGGAGAUUGAGUGCACCUAUGGUUGGGUGGAGUGUGUAGGGAUUGCGGAUCGGUCUGCUUAUGACUUGACUUCUCAUGCGGAUGCGAGUAAGAAAGAUCUGAGUGUAUAUGAGCCGUUUGAUACUCCAAGGGAAGUAGAGGUUCUGUCCGUGGUUCCCAACAAGAAGGAGAUUGGCAAGGCGUUCAAAAAGGAGGGGAAACUCGUGGAGAGUUACCUCGAGUCGUUGAAGGAGGAGGAAGCAAUGGAUUUGAAGUUGAAAUUGGAUGCAGCAGGGAGGGCAGUGAUAAAGCUUUGCACCAAUAACCAGCAGUUCGAGCUGGUGAGCUCUAUGGUGAGGAUCGCCAAGGAAAAGAAAAUUCAGAAGGGAAGGAACAUUGUCCCAGCUGUGAUCGAACCUUCUUUUGGCAUUGGCCGAAUCAUCUAUUGUAUGUACGAGCACUCAUUCGGAGUGCGCAAGGACGAUGAACAGCGCACGUUCUUCAAGUUUUUGCCCCUUGUGGCUCCAAUCAAGUGCACGGUCUUCCCCCUGGUUCAGGACAAGAAGCUGGAGACGGUGGCCAUGAACAUCGCUGCUGGUUUAACGGCUACUUCUCUAUCAAACAAGGUUGAUGUGACAGGGAACACCAUCGGGAAGAGAUAUGCAAGAACGGACGAGCUUGGGGUGCCCUUUGCCAUUACAGUGGAUUUUCAGAGUCUCCAGGACAAUACGGUGACCUUGAGGGAAAGGGACUCCUGCAACCAGGUUAGGAUCAGCGUGAAUGAUGUUGUGGGAGUGGUGAAACGGCUUUGUGAAAACAGUCUGUCUUGGGUAGAGGUGCUCGGUCAAUACCCAAGCGUUGAGCGAGCGGCCGUGUAAGUAUUGGCUGUGUUACAUUUUCCCAGAUAUCGAUUUUUUGUUGGAAUCGUCUUCUUCCUUGUUCUAUGGCAGAAUGUGUCGUCGGUGUGCGUGUGUGCCCGGCCCCCUCCAUUUUCUCCUCCUUUGAAUGGAUGGUAUUGACACAUCAUGAUGCUGUAUCACCUCACUUUAUGAGCCAAUCCAAGCUAGGCUUGACCAUAUGCCUAUUUGACUGAAAGUGCCAGCAAGCUGAUCAUCAUUGAAAGUUUGAAACUGAACUAGCAAGCAUGCAGUGCUGGGCGGUGCAGUGUGGAAAUUGGAAACGGUAAAAAAAGGAAAAACGAAUGAAGAAAAGCCGCGAAA
Chara braunii is the source of this 2659-nucleotide messenger RNA. NCBI's taxonomy places the organism in Eukaryota, Viridiplantae, Streptophyta, Charophyceae, Charales, Characeae. The record is from the annotation of a GenBank genome assembly.